AUGGAGUUUGGAAGCUUCAAGGUGGACAUGGGGGACGACCUCUUCCAGCACCAAGAUUUCCUGCAGUUCAUCGGCCCGUUGGAUGAGAUAUUGAACGGCUUCGACGGCCCAUUCCCGUUUAGUGAAAUGGAGAGCAGAGUGCCAUUCGAGGGCAUCCAGCUGCCGUAUUAUUUGACAGAGAGAUCGAUCGGCGGGAUGGGGCCGGCGCUGCAGCAGGUCCCGAUGGCUUUCGAUGAGCUCUCCACCGUCGUCAACAAUAAGCCUCAAAUGGAAGUCGUCGACGUGCUGAUGAAGAAUAAGUCUGCGAAGAGAAAUGGCGGCAAGACGCAGAAGAAAAGCAGGGGGAAGAAAGGGCAAUGGACAGCUGAAGAGGACAGAUUGUUGAUCGGUCUGGUGGAGAAGCAUGGAUUGAGGAAGUGGUCUCAGAUUGCGAAAGUGAUGCAUGGAAGAAUUGGAAAGCAAUGCAGGGAGAGAUGGAACAACCAUCUCAGGCCAAAUAUCAAGGUUUCGGUCGUCGUCGUCGUCGAUUUGCAGAAGGAGACGUGGAGCGAGGAGGAGGACAAGAUUCUGAUCGAGGCGCAUUCGGAGGUCGGCAACAAAUGGGCAGAGAUCGCGAAGAGGCUCCCCGGCCGGACGGAGAACUCCAUCAAGAACCAUUGGAACGCCACCAAGCGCAGGCACAUCGCCCCGCGGUGUCGACGCCGGGCCAUCAGGAACAAGAACAACCCCAACUCCGGCGUCCUCCUCCAGACCUACAUCCAAGGCUUGAUGAUGGACGGCGCCGCACCACCGGCCACGGACGAGAACUCCAAAGCGAGCGCCGGAGAUUUCGCUGGAAACGACUACUCCUCUGUCGCUGACGACUUCAGUGACUUGACAGGCCUUCUGUUCGACGACGGCGGCGAGGAGGAGCUGGACGAGCCGGAGAUGAAGGUGGGAGAAGGUGACGCUGGCGGGUUCCUCUCCGAGUUCCCGCUCGGAGUCGGCGAGGGCUUGGCGUGGGAGGAGAUGGGCGUGGCGGCCGAACUGUGCUGGGAGGACGACGGCCAAGCGGAGAUGGAGCUGAUCGAGAUGAUCUCCCGUUGCCAAAGCGCUCAGCGUUGA
Zingiber officinale is the source of this 1104-nucleotide messenger RNA. RefSeq names its product transcription factor MYB119-like. The record is from RefSeq and is a predicted model, not a curated record. Gene Ontology annotation, biological process: regulation of DNA-templated transcription. The transcript has 3 exons. Gene Ontology annotation, molecular function: DNA-binding transcription factor activity, RNA polymerase II-specific; RNA polymerase II cis-regulatory region sequence-specific DNA binding. The coding region runs from base 1 to 1104 and encodes 367 amino acids. Gene Ontology annotation, cellular component: nucleus. NCBI's taxonomy places the organism in Eukaryota, Viridiplantae, Streptophyta, Magnoliopsida, Zingiberales, Zingiberaceae.